AGACCGAGCCUAGAUCUAGAUUCUAGAUCUAGAAUCUAGAUAUUAUCUAGACUAACUGUGGUCUAGACUCUAUGUUUGGUUGCUUAAUGAAAACCAUUCAAAUAAUUUUCAUUGCAAGUGAUCGAUUUACAUUAACACUGCUUUACUAGUAAUUUUAGCAAUUUUUCUUAAUGUUGUGUUAAAAAGAGAGAAAUACUAGAUUCUAUUCGGAUUUUCAAAGAUUUUACUCUUACUGCAAAUUCUUAUCUUGAUUCUACUACCAAUUUUGGUAAGAACAAUUUACAUAAAUGGAGAGUUUACGAGGAGAGUUGUCCUCCUUGUACAAGAAGCAGUUCCUGAAACUGGACGCCGCGGAAAAUGCCGGGAAAGACACGACAAGGAUGAGGAUGCAGCUCCUGGAGAACUACGUCAAGGAUCUGAACGAGCAGAACGAAAUGCUCAUACAGAUGGUGGAGGAAACCUCGCAGAUCAGGGACGAGCUCAAGUGUCGGGAAUCGCAGAAGGCCGAGCAGCUACAGCGACUCAAGAGCUGCCUGACAGAGUCGGAGUGUGAGAUCGACUGCCUGCGGGACUCCAAGGCAGACCUGGCCUGUGAACUCUCCAACCUCAACUCGGAGCUGGCCCGAGUCACACGGCGCGCAGAGGAGGCCGAGAAAGAUAACGAGUUGUUGAACAAGACACUGGCCGAGCAGGAGGCGGAAAUCACCAAGUCUCACUUGGAGUUGGAUCAGAUGGACGGGGAGGUGACCGGAGUCAACGACGAAGUGGAGUGUCUCAGGGACAAUUUUGUCAGAUGAGCGAGGAGCUCCAAACAAUUCAGAGGAAGCUAAGAGAGAUCUGCACGGAAAAGGAGGAAGGAGACAAACUUCUGGAAGAUAUGGAAAA
Molecule: messenger RNA, 885 nt
Organism: Aplysia californica (California sea hare)
Lineage: Eukaryota; Metazoa; Mollusca; Gastropoda; Aplysiida; Aplysiidae
Product: myosin-10
Source: RefSeq, a predicted model, not a curated record